CGAUCUUUCCAUCUUUUGAAGGACCAUUUCACAAACAAUUUAAUUUCAGUUUUGUUUUUUCCUCCUUCACUUCUAACUGACCUUUCACUUUUCGUUUACAUUUUUUUCUAGUCAUCUACUUGUCACUUUUUUUUUUUGUUCUUAAACUUUUAUCACGACGCAAACUUAAUUUUUUCUUAACGGUUUAUUAUUCCUUUUUAAUAAUACAAAAUGGCUGAACCAACACCAAACUUAUGCCCUGUCUAUGCCCCAAUCUUUGGUGCUUUGGGAUGUACUUCCGCUAUUGUAUUUACCUGCUUCGGAGCAGCAUAUGGCACAGCCAAAGCCGGAACAGGAUUAUCAGCUAUGGGAGUCUUGCGUCCUGAUUUAGUUAUGAAAGCUAUUGUACCAAUUGUUAUGGCUGGUAUUAUUGGUAUUUACGGAUUGGUCGUAUCUGUCUUAAUUUCUGAUGGUCUUAAACAGGAAAUGGCAUUAUUUACUGGAUUUAUUCAGCUUGGUGCUGGGUUAAGUGUCGGUCUUGCUGGUCUUGCAGCUGGAUUCGCUAUUGGUGUAGUUGGUGAUGCUGGUGUACGAGCUACUGCACAACAACCAAGAUUAUUUGUUGGUAUGAUUCUUAUUCUCAUUUUCGCCGAAGUAUUGGGUCUUUAUGGUUUAAUUGUGGGUCUUAUCUUAAAUACCAAAGCAAGUGGUGGCGACGUUAAAUGUUAAAUAAAAUAAAAUUUAAACAUUAUGAUACUUUUAUACUAGAUUCUUUUUUAUACUUUGUAUUCUCUUACCUCUAGUUAUAUCUUGUAUUUUUUACUUAUUAGUAAAUUGAUAAUUUGAUUUAUAAUAAUUAUAGUACCGAAAAAUGAAUUAUGUAAAAAAAAAUAAAUAUAUUUACAGAUAAACAUAAUUUAUUU
Molecule: messenger RNA, 902 nt
Organism: Rhizophagus irregularis DAOM 181602=DAOM 197198
Lineage: Eukaryota; Fungi; Glomeromycota; Glomeromycetes; Glomerales; Glomeraceae
Product: H(+)-transporting V0 sector ATPase subunit c
Biological process (GO): proton transmembrane transport
Cellular component (GO): proton-transporting V-type ATPase, V0 domain; membrane
Molecular function (GO): proton-transporting ATPase activity, rotational mechanism
Source: RefSeq, a predicted model, not a curated record